Molecule: messenger RNA, 1966 nt
Organism: Durusdinium trenchii
Lineage: Eukaryota; Dinophyceae; Suessiales; Symbiodiniaceae
Source: the annotation of a GenBank genome assembly
UUAGUUUCCGAAUCCGGCUCUAACCUUUGGCUUGCUGCUCAUGACGCUUGGAGCCAUGGCUCCGUUGCUGCUCCUUCUGCAGCUCCUGCUGCUGGGGCUGGAGGUGCUUCUGCGCAAAUUGACGCCCCGCUGGAAGCAAGAAGCUAUGCACUUGCGAGAGCAGAGGGAGGCAAUGUCAGCUGCAGCUCUCGCCAUGGAAAUGGGUUGUGCCUCUGCGACAGUGAAACUCUUUGCUUGGGAGUCGGCCGUUUGGGCGCGGCUUCAGCAGCUGCGGAAGCGGGAGAAAGCGGCCCUGCAGCGCCUUCAACGCUUGGAAGUCUUAGCGUCCGUGGCCCGCGAGUUGGGGGUCUUUGUGCCCGUGGCAGUUGCCUUGCUCUUGCAGUGGCUCGUGUUUGGCAUGUCCCUCUGGGCUUGCUUUCAAGCUCUAGCUGCUUGCAGGAUGACCGCGCAGCAAUUGCGGCGAGCGCAGCAAGUCUUGCUUACCAAGAUACCACAGGUGAACGCGUGUCUGGAGCAAGAGCUUGAGCGGACUGCACCAAAGCAGGGAGACCGAAGUACUUACAAAUCUGCACGCUAUGCAGUGGCCAUCGACAGCAUGCGCUUCUUCUGGGAAGAGCCUCAAGAGGUACAGGCCUUGCCGCCAAAGCCCAACGGCAAUACUGCCCUGCAAACCGUGAUGCAGAAAGCCGAGAAGGGCGUGUCCUCUGGCCUGGACCUGGUCGACUCCGUCUCGGACGAUGCCUCCGUGGCGGAGCGCGCGCGGCGGAGCACGAAUACCUCAAAUCGAUUCGAUUUGAAGGUGCUCUCGCUGCAGGUGAAGCGAGGUUCCCAUGUAGCACUUGUUGGAGCUACUGGUAGUGGCAAGUCCACCCUUUUAGCUGGCUUGGUUGGAGGCUGCCAAUGUGAGCACUGGGGUGACGACCGGGAGGGUGGCGUGUCACUCUCCGGAAGAUUGGCCUACGCUCCACAGCGGCCCUGUGUGAAGCUGGCCGACUGCAGCAUCCGGGAGAACGUCCUGUGUGGCCGCUCCUUCGAUGCCCAGAGGUACGAGCAAGCCUUGACAACGUCCACCCUAGCAGAGGAUUUGCAGCGUCUCUCCAACGGCGACAGUGCUCUCGUGGAGGAACUCGCAGGCCCGGGUCUGGCAGCCAUGCAGGUGGCAAGAGCCUUAUUUGCUGAGGCGCAGAUACUCCUUUUGGAUGAUCCCUUUGUCGAGAUGGACCAUGACCGAGGGAAACGUGCUGUUUCCAGUCUAGUGAAGAAGUACAAGGAUCGCACCAUGAUCUUGGCCACUCAGAACUUGUCCUUGCUCUCCCCGCUCGACAGCAUCAUUGUUCUGCGCAACGGCACUGUCUUUGAACAGGGGGACUACAAAACGCUCUCAUCCAUGCCAACAGAGCUCAGCCGCUUGCUUUUGAUCUCCAACCAGAAGGAGAGUCGACGGAGGGAAGGCCAUGGUCUCCCAUGCCCGUGUAUUUGCUACGAGGUGGGGCCGGAUCCAAUGCGAGAGCUCUAUCCCAUGGAUGAGCUCUUUGGGACGUUCCCCAGCUUUGGACAUCCGUCAAAGGCACCCAAACGAUGGGUAUCGGCUCUCCAAGCCGUUGCGGUGCACAGGCCUUCAUCUCGCACGGUCAAGGUCAAGACCCCAUCCUCGGCUCCAUCCUUUCCAGGCAGAAGCUGCACCUCCGUGCCUGGCUUGUUAAGUCAAGAUGGGGCAAAGAUCGAGAAGCUAACAUUCGUUGAAGACCUAUGAAGAACGUGAUACCAAGGAGUUGGGAGAGAUUGAACAGGCUGACAACCCUUUUCACGACCCAACCAGAGCCUUUUUCCCGACCUGUCAGGCGAGGCUCCCUGGAUUUGAUGUCAGCGACUUAGUCCGCCCGCCGCCCACCUCCGCCCCGAAAAGCAGUGAAAAUAGGGUCUGGAUGCGAGUGAUGUAAUGGACACUGAGCAGCGCAUCAUUAGC